AUGUCUUCCUCAUCUUCUUCUGUCAACCCUGCAGUUACUGUCACUUCUAUUAAAAAUCUCAUCCCCGUUACCCUUGACAUUGAAACCGACCACUAUACCACGUGGUCCGAGAUGUUCAAAAUCCAAUGUAAAGCUCAUCUCGUAUUCGACCACUUACAACCCAAACCGGCUACGGCUACGUCUUCAUCAUCCGGCCCGAACAAAGAAAAGGAGGAAGAAAAGUCUGCGACGACCGAGACAUGGGAACGUCUCGAUUCCAUUGUCUUACAAUGGAUUUAUAGCACCAUCUCCACCGAUCUCCUGCACACGGUUCUCAAACCCGAUACCACUGCAUACGAUGCCUGGACCACAAUCACCAACAUCUUUCAAGAUAACAAAGCUACCUGCACGAUCGACCUCAACAAGAAGUUCGCCAACACCCACUUGGAUCAAUUUCCGAAUAUGUCGGCGUACUGUCAAGCCCUCAAAGUAAUUUUUGACCAGCUAUCCAACCUGGAUUCUCUUGUUAGGAUGAACAACUUGUGUUAUAACUCCUCUCGGGUCUUACCGAACAAUAUGAAAACACUGCUUCAGUCAUAUAACAAAUGA
Molecule: messenger RNA, 588 nt
Organism: Helianthus annuus (common sunflower)
Lineage: Eukaryota; Viridiplantae; Streptophyta; Magnoliopsida; Asterales; Asteraceae
Exons: 1
Coding region: 1-588 (195 amino acids)
Source: RefSeq, a predicted model, not a curated record